Messenger RNA from Culex pipiens pallens (northern house mosquito), 4880 nucleotides. RefSeq lists its product as uncharacterized. Lineage: Eukaryota; Metazoa; Arthropoda; Insecta; Diptera; Culicidae. The record is from RefSeq and is a predicted model, not a curated record. The transcript is spliced from 6 exons. The coding region runs from base 1497 to 1805 and encodes 102 amino acids.
CGACGGUGACGGACGACUGCGACGACGACUUACCAGCCGACCGUCCGAAGUCAGUCAGCUAGCAGAAGCCCCCGAGAACGACGAUUUGUGUAUACCCGCGUUAGUUUCGGAAGUAAGCAAACGUUUUCGGAUUUUUUGAGCAACUCACGCGCGCGAUCGUCGCCCGAGAAUUCUAAACAAUAGGAGAGCGAAUCAAAGGAGCCCUUUGUUCUCCAAGCGCGCCUGCGAGUGAGUGAGAAUUUUUUGAGUCGAUUCGAAGAAUUUUGGGUGAGAGAAUCUCGAGCAAGUGGCUUAUGAAAAUUGAUUUCCGGAGAUCCGGUUCCGGUUGAGUGGGUGUGCGCAAUUAGUUGGCAAAGAAUUGUGCAAAGAGGAAAAUAAUAGCGCACCAGGUGAAGUUCUGUGUGCAAUUUGUGUAAGAGGGUGUGCGAUAGUGAGUGUGUGUACACUCGAAAGAAUCUUCAAGUGAGAGAGAAAGAGAGUUUUGUGAUAAAAACGAAACAAAAGAAUAUACCGGCAGAAAGAUAAUUAAUUAGUGUGUCCCCGGCAGGUUCCAGGCGGAGCGAAAGAGAGAGGGUCCAGAACAAAAAGAACAGAUAAAAGUUCUAGAAACAAACCUGAACAAUUUUGUCAGCCAGUUCUAAGUGUGCCUUCGGAAAAGCGAGUUCACCCCCCGAAAAAAACUGUCAGCGGGAGCGAAACUGGUCGCAUUCGUAUUUUUGUUUGUUGUUUUGUCUCCUCGUGUCCCUUGUUGUCCUCGGCUAAGGAAAAGUGUGCACGUGGUUUUUCCUCCUCCACAGCGAAGGAAAGUGCAAGUCCGUGACGUCACAAGAACGCGUAAUCGUGGGGAAAACACAGCCAAAGAAGUAAAGAGAAAGAGAGCGGUGGUUGAAACAAAAGAAACGUGAGAGAGAAAAGAGAGAAAGAGAUAAACGUGUGGCGUGACAACCGAUUUUUGUGCAAUUGUUACGUUUGAGAAAGGAAAACUGAAAGUUUUCCGUUAAGUUUAAAUCAAUAAAAAAGCGAUUAAAUCAAUCAAAUGAAAUAAAAGUGUGAUAAUCUGCGAAAUAGUUCAAAUAUUUCUGUAGUGUGAUUUCAAAUCAAAGUAGCCAGAGCUUCUACACUAGCGAAAGAAAAGGAGAAAGAAAACAAGUGUGUGUAGUUCAUCAAACUCUCUCUCGAGUUGCUCAAGAGGGAAAACAACUGCCAGCACAACAACAACAACAACUAGCGCGAGAUUCUUCUUUCGACACAGCUCCUCUUAAUAGACAAUCUUUGGAUUUCAUCUGAAAUAGGCGAAUAGUAUUGCUUCUGCGAUCGGCACAUAUAUGUGCAAUUUUUCAUAACUUUGGGUAAGAAUUGCUUGUGAUCUAUCUUGCGUGGUAGUGUGUUCCAUUUAUUUUUUGUUGCGCUGGGGGCUCGAUGAAAAAGAGGCUGCCCAAGGAAACGGAUAACCCGCUGUAAUUGAAUAGUGUUUUUCUUUCUUUGGGAUAUCCAGCAUGAAGACCGAGUACGGCACGAUGACGGAUGUAGCGGCCAUGAUGUCCUGCCCCCUUCCGUUACCAUUACCACUACUUCCACCAGCGUUGCACGCAGAUUUCCCUCCGGUCCACAUCGGAGUUAAGCGAGGACUCAGUUUUUUCGAGGUAAGCCUCUCACCUUGGAACCCACUUUCCCGCAACCCAUAUUCACGUGGAUUUUCGUCGGUAAUUAUAACCCUGGAUGCCUGGCCAUGGCCACACACAUCCGGGGGAACUGUAUUUUUAUUUUCUGUUCCGCCUGUUUGCUUGCUACCUUAUUCAGUCUAGUUCCCUCCAAAGAGUACCGAGAACCGCGUACCUACAUGCAAAAGUAUGUAGUAACAUACAACAGUCGAACGCCCGCAAACACCGACGUGGAGGUUUGCUCCGUAGUGCGCACGAGCCUCAUCAACAAUUCAUGAUCCUGCCUGACUGCCUGCUUUUGUCUGUGCGGGAUCCUGGCCCAGAAACUAAAAAAAAAAAAUGGUUGUGCAAAAAGAGCUCCCCACAAGUUACACGGGGACUUCUUGCAGACCAUUUUGCACUGCUCUCGCAAGGUGAACCGGUUAUCCACCUCCGUGUUCGGUAGGUAAUCUGUUUUUGUGCUCAACCGGAAUGGUCCGGCGGUCUGAUAGCAGCAGCAAGAACAGUCAUGCAACAUUGGCCAAGGUUUAGCCUAGGCAAGCAGAAAUUAUAAAAAUUUAUUAAAAUCAUAAUUUAUGCUUCCAUGUUUAUUUAUUCAUGGAGCAGAAAAGCAACAGGAAGAGCCGGGCAAAAAAAAGCGUCAGUAAAGCAGUUGAGGAGCUCGUGUUGAACGCCCCAGAACUCCGUGCGGGUUCAGCAGGGAACAAUAAUGUUCGGAUUCAGCGGUUAGCUUAAUGAUUGCCGUUCAGGGGCGUACAGGAUGAAAUGUUUCGCGCUCCUCUCUCCCUCACUUGUAGGUAAAUAUUUAAUUGAAUUAAUUACCGGUCGCGACCCCCAGAUCCUUCGGAGAGUUGAGCGCGGUUUGACGGCCGCAGACCGGAACUACGGGAAGAGCACCCACCGUUCAGGAGUAAGGGUUGAAAGCUGCUCGUUACGGAUCUGUUUCGAUUUUUUUCCGUUUUACAGUCGAGGCCAAACACUCCCGAUUUGGAUUGAGAGGAGUUCCUCUCAAGCAAAGAGGAAAUCGCUCUAGAGUUAUCAAUCCACGUGUCAAUCACAAACCCAAUCUUACGAUAUCUCAAUCAAUUUAUACAUACUGCUUGUCAUAUCGUGGCGUUCAACUGGGUUCAAUUGGGAGGAAAGCGCACCUGAUUUGGGAGCAAUUUACUCUUAUCUGAUAGUGACUUUUCAUGACCGGGGUUCAACCAAACUAUAUUCAGCUUGAGAGGAAAACGCUCUCGAUGAGCAAAUUCCUCUCAAAUUUGAUCGUGCUGCUUUUAAGUUGCCAUGUACUUUUUAAACAUUGCUCCAUUUGUAAAAUAAGACGAUUCAAGGUAACUGUUGCUUUCAGUCAACACUUCUCUGGAAAUCGAUAUUUACUUUCCAACAUGGUUCCAACUGCAGGGCCGGAAGCUGCCCGUGUGAUAACGAGCAUCCAACAGACGUCGUUGGCCCCCUUUACAGGGAGAAAGCAAGCACAAGUCUAUUGUUAUUUAGCAGUUAACCAUUAUGAAGUCCUUCGUAAUGCCCGGGCACCACCACGGUGAAGUGGUCUCCCCAACCAGCGAACGGAAGUGAAAUGAGCUCGGAAUAAAUCCGUGCGCCUGGCCGCCGGGUAAUGGGACAUCUAAUGGGACUACCAGCUACCGGUUAAGUACUCAAUUAUCGCGGGCGGAGUGCCAUUUCCCCCCGGUACCUCUUUUCUAGCUUUUACUUUUUAUUUGCUGCGAGAAAAGGCGAAUCUCGGGCGCAACAUUGUCUCUUUAAAUGUAGUGCGGGUGGCUUGAACUAGGGAGUCCCUUAGAAUGGCCAAGGUGGAAUGUCACAAAGUAGGAGCAGGUUGAAGGGAAAAUUUCAGAUGAUCAGGCUGGUGAAACUUGAUGAUUCAGGCUUUACGUGCUGGAAGAGCUUCAACUUGAGCUUGAUUAUUUAAAGCUGCUUAGGUUAUAAUAUUGUAAUAUAGAGCAAUUCCAGCUCAAAUCAGGAUUUUUCUGGUACUUUUGUACCUAGAGGGUGACGAGCGGGAAUUCCCGGGAAAUCGACCAUUUUUGGACUUCUCGAUUCCCGGGAAUUUCGGUCGAGACUCCUGGGAAAUUUCAAACUUAUAAACAUCGAAGCAAAAUUAUAUAACCUAAUCAGAAAAAAAACAUUUGAAAAACUCAAAAUUGUUUAGAACAUUGAAUGUUCAAUGUUUGAUGUUCAAGUUCGAAUAAACCAAUGCUUCUCUUACCUUCUUAUUCAGAAAGUGUAAAUUUUAAUUUGUCAAAAAUUCCAAUAACUUUUAUUGAGAGAAGCCAAAAAAAAGGGAGCCCAAAAUUUACCUUAAAAAUAUUAAGCGGUUGCACCCAGAAAUGAUAUCAAAUAUUUUAUUUUCAAAUAUAAUUUUUUAAAGUUUUUUCUAAGAGGGACAAGCUUUUUCAAGUUAACUUCGAUUUCCAUAUCAUCUCUCGAGAAUAUCAAUCCUCAUAAUCUAUUUUUUGUGAAUAUUUGGGUUUUCCUGAUAACUGAAAUAUUUCUUCAAUGAAUAUUUCGGUUACCCUUAAAAAUUACAAAAAAAAACAGUUUAAUUUGUUGUUUUGAGUCGCUGUUAUCAUAUUGCUGAAUUCCCGGUACUAGGAAAUGAAAUGUAAGCUGUAUAAGUUGUAUUAGUUAUUUUUUUUUUACAAAAAUCUAAUAACGAGUUUGUGCAAAUUUUGAAAAAUCAUUAGUUCGAAUUAAGAUUCGUAAAUAUUUUAAACUACAAUUUCGAGCCUUAAAAUGCUCAAGAAACGAUUUUUUAUUUGCAGAUUCAGAAAAAAAUCAAAAGGUUUUAUAAAGUUCCUCAAAAUAAUGAUGCUACUUAAAUUAACGUUUUAUAGAAUUAGUAUGAAUUAAUUGUAAUUGAAUUCAUUGAAAACAAACAAAUUUAUUACUUUUCAUUUUGAAUUUUUGGCACUAUUGGCAUAGUCAAAAAAAACUCCCGGGUCCCGGGAAUUCCCGGGAAAUGUCCAAACUCUACUCUCGAUUCCCGGGAAAUUGAAAUCUCGAGAAUCGUCACCCUCAAUUUGUACCCGACCCUCUCCGAUUUCAAUGAAACAUUGUAGACAUGUUAUCCUAGGCCUAUAUAAGACAUUUUUGUGUAUAUGAAGCCAAUAGUACUCGAAAAUAACAUUUGAGAAGGGCGUAAUGUAUUUAAAUAUUUUUGUAUUUUGCAAUUUAAAAAUUACGGUAUCUCGAAGC